Nothoprocta perdicaria is the source of this 4516-nucleotide messenger RNA. RefSeq names its product chromodomain Y like 2 (gene CDYL2). The record is from RefSeq and is a predicted model, not a curated record. NCBI's taxonomy places the organism in Eukaryota, Metazoa, Chordata, Aves, Tinamiformes, Tinamidae. Gene Ontology annotation, cellular component: nucleus. The transcript is spliced from 8 exons. Gene Ontology annotation, molecular function: transcription corepressor activity. Bases 1 to 1656 code for a protein of 551 amino acids.
AUGACGAACGGCGUCACUUUCUUUGUUAUUCUGUUUGGAUUUAUCAUUGCUUAUCAUUGCGUAAUAUGGAAGAAGGUAUCCACCAGCACAGAAGUGGAAAUGGCCAUCAUGACAAAAUACCACUGGGGCUGGCACACGUCUCAUGCAUUGCCAGAUCUGGUUGAGAGGAUUGUAGACAAAAGGAAGAACAAGAAGGGCAAAUGGGAAUAUCUCAUCAGAUGGAAGGGCUAUGGAAGCAACGAAGACACCUGGGAACCUGAGCAUCAUCUCCUGCACUGUGAGGAAUUUAUCGAUGAGUUCAAUGGACUACAUGUUACUAGAGAAAAGCGAUCAAGACAUGGGAAACAGGCUGGCACUCCAAAGUUUCUACGGGAAAGUCGAGGGUCAUCUAUUGAAAAAAUAUCCCACAGACCCGAAUCUGGGAAGUCUAAAGGGUCAACACAUAAAAGAAAGAGAAUUAAUUCAUCUCUUCAGAAGCAGAAAAGAGGAUACACAGCAAAGCCAGCAUCUGCUACUGACAGGGCCGCUAAAACUGUGACUUACCGAACUACUCCCAGCGGUUUACAGAUCAUCCCACUAAAAAAGCCACAGAACGGCCUGCAGAACGGAGACGGCAAUCAUGAAAAGGAUGCUAGACAUUUUGGGAAUGGCUCACAACAGCAAAACAUGGAUUUAAAUGAUCAUGAAGGAGAACACAAUUUGCCAAACGUUCUGGAAGUUAGUAACGAUUCGCCUGUUGUGAAUGGAAUUGGUUCUUCUCUGGCCAAUGGAAGCUUGAACCUACACAGCACUGUGAAAAGGAAACUAGACGGGGAGAAAGAUUAUGUCUUCGAUAAGAGACUGAGAUACAGUGUGCGUCAAAACGAAAGCAACUGCAGGUUCAGGGACAUUGUCGUGCGGAAAGAAGAUGGCUUCACACACAUUUUGCUAUCCAGCCAGACUUCAGAUAACAACGCACUGACUCCAGAGAUCAUGAAGGAAGUUCGGAGAGCAUUGUGCAAUGCAUCAGCUGAUGACAGUAAACUCUUACUUCUCAGCGCAGUGGGAAGUGUAUUCUGUAGUGGCCUAGAUUACUCAUAUUUAAUUGGCAGGUUAUCCAAUGACAGAAGAAAGGAAAGCACUAGGAUUGCAGAAGCUAUAAGGGAUUUUGUAAAAGCUUUUAUUCAGUUUAAGAAGCCAAUUGUGGUUGCUAUCAACGGCCCUGCUCUUGGGCUAGGAGCUUCUAUUCUGCCACUGUGUGAUAUCGUUUGGGCAAGUGAGAAGGCAUGGUUUCAGACACCAUAUGCAACAAUCCGACUCACUCCAGCUGGCUGCUCAUCAUACACGUUCCCACAAAUACUGGGUGUUGCACUGGCAAAUGAAAUGUUGUUCUGUGGGAGAAAGCUGACAGCACAGGAAGCCUGCAGCAGAGGACUCGUGUCACAAGUAUUUUGGCCAACAACGUUCAGCCAAGAGGUGAUGCUACGAGUGAAGGAAAUGGCAUCCUGCAGUGCAGUGGUAUUGGAAGAGUCUAAAUGCCUUGUGCGAAGCUUCCUGAAGUCUGGACUGGAAGAUGUGAAUGAGAAAGAGUGCCAGAUGUUAAAGCAGCUGUGGAGUUCUUCCAAAGGACUGGAUUCAUUAUUCAGCUACUUGCAAGACAAAAUUUAUGAAGUCUGAUGUCCCAGUCUAACUUCAAGAGAAAAUACUCCGACUGUAAACAGGGCCCUACAUUACCUGUGUUUGAAAAGCAGAGGCAAUGCAUCCUUGAGGAAUUUGUGGCAGUGUAUCUUAAUACAUAUGGUUGUGUCCAUUUCCUUGUGAGUUACACAGCUGCUUUAGGUGGUUUGAUUUUGUGUAACAGAGAUGUAGGCAGGCUUGCUCAGUGCACAUAAUCUCUGCAGAGGGCUGCGUCUUUCACCUGCACAUCAAGAUAAACGUUCACAUUCCACGUGCCGAGAAGCAGCGCCGAGGCCAGCCAGGCGCCGUCUGUAACGACUGAUUUUGUCUGUCCUUCUUAACUUAUUCUUGCUGUUGCAACACAUCUGGGCUGACACAGAGGGCUCAGGCUGAAAAGUGGGUCACUGUAAUGUUUUGUAGACCCCAUCACCACACUUACGAAAUAUUUUAAUUAUUUUUUUCUAGGUUCUAACAGUGUAAUUGAAAAAAUCUGAUAAUUUAUAUGUAUAAUAUGUAAAGUUAGUUUUACAAAAGUACUAGGAUUUUUUCUUCAUGGAAUUUAUUUAACUUAUUUAUUUUGUGUUCAUAUUCAGCUGUUGGGUGAUCACAAAUCUUAUUUUCAUACUUCCCUUGAUUGAAUUAAUGGUAUCACAUCAGAAUACAAACAUUUUUAGCAGUGAGCUGUGUAGAAAAUAAAGACUAUGUAGAAAACACACAGUAUGUUGUGGGCACUAACAGAAACAGCCAUGUACAUGCUCCUGUGUAAGAGAAACUUGUACAAAGAUGUAUUUGCCAGGGUUAAGGAUAAGAAAAGCGGAUUCCGAAACAGCGAGGCCCCCUAAGCCUCUCUCCACUUCCUGCCUUCUUGGGGAGCACUGAAGGGCUUGCCAGCAAGAUGCUUUCUUUAAGUUUACUCUAUUCCUGUAAGCCGGCCAUCAGUAACAGGGUGAGUGGUGCCGUUACGUGGCUUCUUACUGUUCUUCAGGUUUAAACAUCCCCUUUUGGUCUGAAGUGUAAAAAUGAAUCUUUCUGAGCCUUAGUCUAGUUGCCUGCUUGCUCAGGUGAGCUCAUUCCUGCUCUGGGGCUUUGAGUGGGCCCAGGUCAUACACGGUGCUUGGCCCUGAUCAAAGUGGCGGGAGAGGUUUCCGUUCGCUUCUCCCAGCUCUCCACACGUGGUCACACCACCCUCUGCUUGCAAGAACUUACAGCUAUCCACAACCGCAGUCUGCAGUAGAUGACAAAAAUCCAGUCUGAUGCUUUUGAAUGUGAUCCAAGGAUUUGCCAGUGACACUGACCGCCUCCUGAAUACCGCAUCUCUCUCCUAUCUUUCUUAUAAGGCAAUUAAUAUGGAAAUAACACAAACCCACUGGGUGACUUCAGCUGCCGUGCCAGCAUGCCCCAAUCAAAAGCUCUGGAAACAGAAGCUUUGCACGUUUGUUCAGUUUGGAAUUUGUGCAUUUAUUCUCCAUCCUUGAGCUCAGCGACUAAGUGACUAGGUUACAGGUUGGACUUCUGCAAAGGAGGUUGUUGGGGUUCUCCCUCGCAGUCUUUCCAUGACAGUCUCCACAAAUCUUGGUGAGUUAGCAAACAGGUGGUUAGAGUAGCCUUCAACACAUCCAGGUAUUAUUUCCUUUUUCCACAAAUAAAUAAAAGCACUAUUUCUGUGGCCUGAUUGUACCACUGUUUUUUUAAAGAAAUCGUUACUUCAAAGCAGUUUUCAUAAAAAAUACAAAAUCUGGCUUCAAAUUAGCCAGCUCAAACAUCUUCAAAAAGCACUAUCAAAACAAGUGACUUAUUGUCAAAUGUCUAAAUCAAAGGGGAACUAUUUGUGUCUCUUUGCAGUGAAACCACUUGUUUUAUACCAAAAGUUGCUUAUUUCCACAACCUUCCAGCAACACCACAGACUCUGCUACUCUGUCUGUGAGUCCUCGAUAGGGCAGACCCAUUAAAAGCAGAGGGAUUACUCAAGGGAAAAAUACCCACGGGCCGCCGUGACUGCACAAUCAGGCCUCUGGGAUAUGACUUCAGAAAAAAAGUAAUACAAAGUACCAUGGUUCCUCAAUUUCCUUUUUCUUUCUUUAUUCCCGUCCAGAGAGCCAUAACUUCUAGUCAUGUGUUAAAUGUGUUAAUAAAAUAUUAGGAAGUUUAUUUCAAUGCUUUGGGUUUUUUUGUAGAUACGUUUAGAAAAGAAUAGCUCAGCAAUGUGAAGGUGUGCUUUCCAUAUGAGAUUUUCAAACAAAGAAUCAUAAGUUGUUAGACCUUCAAACUGCAUCAUUUCAUCUGAUUUUUCAAAUAUCUCUAUCUUAGCAUUUUUUAUGACAAAGGAAUGAUUGAAAUACAUUUUCUACAAUUAUUUUUCCAUUAAAGCAAGAGCUAAACAUAGUUAACAUUUUUAAUUAUUCAUAUCUAUACAGUUACAAUCUAGUUUUCAUGGAAUCUAUUUUCCCUUCAAGAAAAGAGUAGUAACAAUGUCAAAAGCUUCUUUUCCAGUAUUUAAAGAUCAGAAUCAAUUCUCUUUGUGUUGCUGUCCUUACUAGGUAUUCAGAUAUUUAGAUGUACUGUACAUAUUAGUCUGGGUACCUUUACUAAUAUUCACAGUAUUUAAGAUUAUAAAUGCAAUUUGUUGUUAAGUAUGUUAUUUUAUUGUGUAAAUUGUUUUGUACAAUCUUUAAAAAUCUACAGUUUUGCAUUUGUAGAUAUUAAAGGUAAACAAUUUAUUUUGUGUUGUCCUGCAUGUAUAUUUUUGCUGUAGAUAAGUGUUGCUUAGUUUACUAUUUCAGUACUUUCUGUUUAAAUGAAUAAGCUUAUAAACUUUAAUACAGUAUAUAUUUUCAAAAUAUAAACUUUUAUAUUUCUGUGG